UAUAAUACCCUUAAUUACUUAUUGCGAUUCUACUAUCAGUGAAUUGGCAAUUUAAUGAUAUUAUUAAAUAAUUUUAACAAUCCAUGCCACUUACAAUGAGAUUUAAUAUAUAGCACAGUCCCUCUGUUUAGAACUGCAAGAUAGUUUUCUAACCUGGCAUUUGAGUGAUGUCUUUAUGUUAGCAUCACUGGUUUUCAAGUAAAGGAUUCUAUUAAGGGUAACUUCUUUAUAAAAACUUAGUGAAAAUUUAUCCAUUUUGUAGAUUUCCAAAUGAUACGGUUACAAGCAAAAUGUCAAUGACUAUGCUCCACAUCAGAGUUUAGAAUCCAGCAUCUGUUCUUGUACCUUUCAGUAUUAAGGAGUUAGCAUUGAAGAGUAGUAGAUCAGGCCUUUUAAAAUAGCAUAUGCUUUGAAUUCUUGGUAGUCAGCAGUUUCACAUGGUCUACAUAGUAUUGCUGGACAGGGCCUGAGUCAUGCCUGUAACUGGUUUAGUCAGACUAAAAUAUGUGUAGUAGCUCUUUUGCCUGAUGCUUGAGAUGCAGCUUUGUAACUAUUUUUGCUUCUCAUUUCAGUUUUCCAAACCCUAGAGAUGACUUUUCAUUGUGUUCAAUGACUUUACAGGUCAUUCCUGCUUCUGGGAUCAAACUCUAUGUUGUGCUUAAGAAAUGUGUCGCAUCAGACACAGUGAAUCACAAGACAGAGAUAUUUACAUAUUGCAUAAAUAUUUUAUUAGAUUUCAAGGUGUGUUUCAGUUAUGACACUGAAUCUUCCGUGUGUACAUUCCUAAUAUUGCAGGGGUUAAAGGAGGGUUAUAUAGUUAACCAAAGUUCAGUAAAGUUCAGAACCACUCUUACCAUUAUUUUAUUUUGCCUUUCAAAUAAUUGUAUACUUAAAAUACUUUGUAUUCUUAUGUAAAAUAUAUGUACAAGAUGACCAUAUAUACUUGGACAUAUCUGGACUUCAAAUUUGCUAGAACUUAGUUGCGUCCCAAGCUGGCUAGUAUCUGGACAUUCAUCAUUUCUGUUUGGAGGGUAAGAAUGCUCAUUCCCUGGCUGCUUUACUGGAGAGGAUCAGGUGUGUUGCUUGAACUAAGACUUUGUCCCUGCCAUAUCUAACUUCUCUGCGCUCCUGUGUCCUGGCUGUCAUCUGAAAAUUGUUGCAGAUCAUUUGAGUUUUUGUUAGAAUUUUGCUUUGACUUAAGUAAUGAAAACAGUUCAGAAAACUGCACUGAACAAUUUAAUAUAACAACACAGACUGCAACUAAACUACCUGCUGGUACUUUAAUCCUCACAUUGAUCUUAUAGGUACUUUUCUUGUUGGAGAUGAGGAAACUGAGGCUUAGAGUAAUUUGUUCUGACAAGAUCAUAUGGUUAGUAAGUAGCAGAGUAGGGACUUAUCUAGACCUAUGCUUUUAAUUAUGUUUUACUAUCUCCCAGACCUCCCAGGUUUUUGUGUAUGUGUUUUUUUUGUUUGUUUGUUUAGCACAACUGCAAUGUGAUACUUCCUCCUUUGAAAUUAAAAUACAAUAAUUGACUAGGAAAAAAAAAAAACAAAAACCAAAAACCUGGGACAUACACUGCUUCCUUGGACAUUUCCUUCUUAAAGCCUCCCGAGCCACCUCCUCCACACACAAACUCAAUCACAUGCAUCCUCUUUUCUUUCCAUUGAAACUUAUCCCAACUUUGGUCCUAGCAUUUAUCACUGUAUUUCACCAUUUGACCGUAGGUCUUUGAGAACAGUACUUCUUUAUCUCUGUAUGCCCAGCAUGAGGUAGCACCUAUCCAUGUGUGAAAGUGGAAGAUACCUACUAAAAUUGUAUUAAUUAAACAAUUUUUCAUUUUCUAAUGUUAUUCUGUACAGUUAGAGUGCCAAUAUUUGGUGAAAAUGUGAAAAAACUAUCAGACACUGAACAUUUUCUAAUGUUUACAGAAUGAAGAGGAACAGUUUAUCUGUUGAGAAUAAAAUUGUCCAGUUGUCAGGAGCAGUGAAACAGCCAAAACUUGGGUUCUACUCUUCCCUCAACCAGACUCAUACACACACGGUUCGUCUAGACUGGGGGAGUUUGCCUCACCAUGUAGUAUUAUGAAUUUUUCAGUAUCUUCCUUUACUAGAUCGGGCCCAUGCAUCUUCUGUAUGUAGGAGAUGGAAUGAAGUUUUUCAUAUUCCUGACCUUUGGAGAAAGUUUGAAUUUGAACUGAACCAGUCAGCUACUUCUUAUUUUAAGUCCACUCAUCCUGAUCUCAUUCAGCAGAUCAUUAAAAAGCAUUCUGCCCAUCUUCAAUAUGUCAGCUUUAAGGUUGACAGUAGUGUCGAGUCAGCAGAAGCUGCCUGUGGUAUACUCUCUCAGCUGGUAAAUUGUUCCAUCCAGACCUUGGGCUUGAUUUCAACAGCCAAGCCAAGUUUCAUGAAUGUAUCAGAGUCUCAUUUUGUGUCAGCACUUACAGUUGUUUUUAUCAACUCAAAAUCAUUAUCAUCAAUCAAAAUUGAAAAUACACCGGUGGAUGAUCCUUCAUUGAAGAUUCUUGUGGCCAAUAAUAGUGACACUCUAAGACUCCUAAAAAUGAGUAGCUGUCCUCAUGUUUCAUCUAAUGGAAUUCUUUGUGUAGCUGAUCAUUGUCAAGGCCUUAGAGAACUGGCGUUGAAUUAUUACAUGCUAACUGAUGAACUUCUCUUUGCGCUCUCAAGCGAGACUCAUGUUAACCUUGAACAUCUUCGAAUUGAUGUUGUGAGUGAAAAUCCUGAACAGAUUAAAUUUCAUGCUAUUAAAAAACACAGUUGGGAUGCACUUAUUAAACAUUCCCCUAGAGUUAAUGUUGUUAUGUACUUCUUUCUAUGAGAAGAGGAAUUUGAGAUGUUCUUCAAAGAAGAAACCCCUGUUACUCACCUUUAUUUUGGUUGUUCAGUCAGCAAAGUGGUUUUAGGACGGAUAGCUCUCAACUGUCCUCGACUGACUGAGUUAGUGGUGUGUGCUAAUGGUCUUCAGCCUCUUGAUAAUGAACUUAUUUGUGUUGCUGAACACUGUACAAACCUAACAGCCUUGGGCCUCAGUGAAUGUAAAGUCAGCUGCAGUGCCUUCGUCGAGUUUGUAAGACUGUGUGGGAGAAGGCUAACACAGCUCUCUAUAAUGGAGGAAGUUUUGAUCCCUGAUGAGGAUUAUAGCCUAGAUGAAAUUCACACUGAAGUCUCCAAAUACCUGGGAAGAGUAUGGUUCCCUGAUGUGAUGCCUCUCUGGUAAUUGGCUACCAAAGAUUCCGAAAUUGUUGUUGUUUUUUUAGAUCAGUAUGAUUAGCUGCUUUCUAUCUAAGCAAAUGUAAAUUUUAAAAUGUGUUGCUGACAUAUUUUAGGUCAAAUAUUUGAUUGUUUGCAAAGUGUCUUAAUGGAUUGCUGCAGAAACAUUUGAAAAAAAAUAAGAAAUUUGAAAAUCAAGGAAUUGCUGUAAAUAGGGCACAAGCCCUGUAUGUGGAUUAGAUGGUUGAUAUGCCAAAAACUGCAGAUGGUUUCUAAGUAGAUUUCUCAGCUUUCCUUGAAGGCAUAUUGUAGCUUGCUAAGUAAAUGUGUAAUAUUGAACUUGGAUUCCGUAAGUUAUGUCAUUUACUUUAUUACAUUGUUUUAUUUGAUUCUAU
Messenger RNA from Cercocebus atys (sooty mangabey), 3623 nucleotides. It is a transcript of the gene FBXL21, whose product is annotated as F-box and leucine-rich repeat protein 21. NCBI's taxonomy places the organism in Eukaryota, Metazoa, Chordata, Mammalia, Primates, Cercopithecidae. The record is from RefSeq and is a predicted model, not a curated record. The transcript has 4 exons. Gene Ontology annotation, cellular component: nucleus; SCF ubiquitin ligase complex; cytosol. Gene Ontology annotation, biological process: SCF-dependent proteasomal ubiquitin-dependent protein catabolic process; entrainment of circadian clock by photoperiod; regulation of cell cycle. Gene Ontology annotation, molecular function: protein binding.